Molecule: messenger RNA, 2290 nt
Organism: Cornus florida
Lineage: Eukaryota; Viridiplantae; Streptophyta; Magnoliopsida; Cornales; Cornaceae
Product: protein DA1-like
Exons: 13
Coding region: 629-2080 (483 amino acids)
Molecular function (GO): ubiquitin binding
Source: RefSeq, a predicted model, not a curated record
UUACAUAAUUCACACAACAGAAGCUGACCAAACUAUUCUCUCUCCUCAGGCUCUGUCUCUCUCUCUCUCUCUCUCUCUCAUCGAGAAACUUUUGGGGGUCCUUUUUCUCUGAGAGAGGUAAAAGGACCCCACACGCCAAUAUAAACCUCUCAACGCAUUCAAACGGACUGAAAAGUGAAAACCCCCAACUGGGUUUGAUGUUCCGUCGUCAAACCCUCUUGGGUUAAGCUCUAUUUCUUUGACUUUGAAUAAUGCGUACUAUUCAAGCAUUCUUCAAUUUUUCAACCAUCCUUUUAUAUAUAGUAUCAUUUUUUUGGGUGUUUGUUAAGGUUUCGGACCCUAUAUUUUUUUCAUAUCUCAGUUAUUCGUUUGUAGAUUCUUGUUUGGAUUGAAAGAAAAUAAAAGGGUACGGUAGAGAAUAUCUUUAUUCGAAUGUAAUUGUUCUGGACGAUGCUGGCUUUUGGGCUAAUUGGGUUCUUAUCUGAUCUGGGGUUUUUCAGCUUCUACCAUUUCUUCAGAUUCUCUGAUUAAUCUUUCUUGAUGAGGAGUAAAUUAUUUGGUUUGCAUUCGAUGCUCCGUGGUUCCAAUUGAGGCUUGCAUGCUACAUUCUUGACAACCACUUUGUGCAAUGAUAACGCGUUCCAUAAUGGGUUGGCUUAGCAAAAUUUUUAAAGGCUCAAGCCAUAAAAUUUCAGAAGGGCGAUAUGAUUGGAGAUAUGGAUCGGAUACAGUCGGGAAUGAACCUUCAAGUUCAGGGGAUGCAUGGUCAGAGAUUGAAGAUAUAGAUCAUGCUAUUGCGCUCUCCCUAUCAGACGAAUAUCAGAAAGGGAAACAUGUAAUUGACAAUGACUCCCAAUUGAAAGAAGAUGAGCAACUUGCUAGAGCUAUACAAGAAAGCUUGAGUGUAGAGUCUCCAUCCCGAUCUGCAAAUGGCAAUGGAAAUUUUUAUCAACCUAUACCUUUUCCUUAUUCAACAGGGUUCAGGAUUUGUGCUGGUUGUAAUGCUGAGAUUGGUCAUGGACGAUUUCUGAGUUGCAUGGGUGCAGUUUGGCAUCCAGAAUGUUUCCGAUGCCAUGCCUGCAACCAACCAAUUGUUGAGUAUGAGUUUUCCAUGUCAGGGAAUUACCCUUAUCACAAAUCUUGCUACAAGGAGCAGUAUCACCCUAAAUGUGAUGUUUGCAAGCACUUUAUUCCAACAAACGCUGCUGGUCUUAUUGAAUAUAGGGCACAUCCUUUUUGGGCCCAAAAAUACUGCCCUUUUCAUGAGCAUGAUGGAACUCCACGGUGUUGUAGCUGUGAGAGAAUGGAGCCAACAGAUACAAGAUAUGUUGCCCUUGAUGAUGGUAGGAAGCUCUGCCUGGAGUGUCUCGAUUCUGCAAUCAUGGAUACCAAUGAGUGUCAACCCCUUCAUCUUGAUAUACAAGAAUUUUACGAAGGUUUAAACAUGAAAGUGGAGCAGCAGGUUCCGUUAUUAUUGGUUGAGAGACAAGCACUAAAUGAAGCCAUGGAUGGAGAAAAGCAUGGCCAUCAUCACUUGCCUGAGACUAGAGGACUCUGCCUUUCUGAAGAACAAACUGUCAGCACUAUUUUGAAGCGACCAAGGAUUGGGGCAGGGAAUAGAGUCAUGAACAUGAUAACAGAGCCCUAUAAGUUAACGCGUCGUUGUGAAGUGACAGCAAUUCUCAUUUUAUAUGGCCUUCCGAGGUUGCUAACUGGAUCGAUCCUAGCUCAUGAGAUGAUGCAUGCAUGGUUGCGGCUUAGAGGUUAUCGAACUCUCAGUCAAGAUGUUGAAGAAGGUAUUUGUCAGGUGCUGGCUCACAUGUGGUUAGAAUCCCAGAUUAUGUCCAUGUCAGGAAGCAAUGCUGCGUCAACCUCGUCCUCUUCUGCUAUGACAUCAUCAAAGCAUGGAGCUAGAUCUCCAUUUGAUAGGAAGCUUGGGGAGUUCUUUAAACACCAGAUUGAAUCAGAUAUGUCACCAGUGUAUGGACAUGGGUUCAGAGCUGGUAACAUGGCAGUGCUUAAAUAUGGUCUUCGUAGGACACUGGACCACAUUCGGCUGACAGGGACCUUUCCUUAUUGAAAUAUUGAGCAUUGAGCCUGGAAUUUGAGUGGAGUUUCUGAUUUCUUUUUCCUAGUUUGCUCUCUUCAUAUCAGAGCCCUAGGCCACGCUAUAGAAAUUAUAUCUUAAUUGAGUAGUUCCGGGGAAAGCUCUGAUUUAUAUGCCUUUUUGAUGCAGUCCCUUCCUGUACUUUUCUCUUCUCAAUAUUAAUAAAAUCAUUUUUUUAUUUUA